Molecule: messenger RNA, 4551 nt
Organism: Knipowitschia caucasica
Lineage: Eukaryota; Metazoa; Chordata; Actinopteri; Gobiiformes; Gobiidae
Source: the annotation of a GenBank genome assembly
AUGUCGGACUCGGAGGAUAUGACGGAGUUCGCCAGUAUCGUGGAGCGGAUCGAGCGGGGAGAGGUGCCCAUAAAGAACAUUGAGAGGGAGCUGAUUUGCCCCAUCUGUAAGGAGCUUUUCACUCACCCGGUCAUCCUGCCCUGUCAGCACAGUGUCUGCCACAAAUGUGUCCGUGAGCUGCUCAUGCUGAACCAUGACGACUCCUUUGAUGCCGGAUCUGAGUGUUCGUUACCUGGCAGCCCCAGAUCCAGGGUCCCCUCUCCUUCUAUGGAAAGACUGGACCGGCUUGUCAGAGCAGCCUCAGUGCGAACGUCGAUGGGCGGUCGAGGUAGACGUGGGCCUCGUGUUUUCAAUAGCUAUAGUAGCUCAGUGUCCUCCCCAGGGUGGAGGCGGGGCUCUGUCACCCCCAGGAUUACGGCCAUCCCUUGCCCUGGGUGCCAACACGACAUCGACUUGGGCGAGCGCGGCAUCAGCAUGUUGUUCCGGAACUUCACCCUGGAAAACAUAGUUGAGAGGUAUCGUCAGGCGGCCAGGGCGGCUGUGGCCAUCACGUGUAACGUAUGCAAACCGCCUCAGCUGCAGGAGGCCACGAAGAGCUGCAUGGACUGUAAGGCCAGCUUCUGUAACGAGUGUUUCAAACUGCACCACCCCUGGGGAACGCCCAAAGCCCAGCACGAAUAUGUGGGGCCAACGACCAACUUCAGACCCAAGGUGCUGAUGUGCCCAGAGCACGAGAUGGAGAAGGUGAACAUGUACUGUGAGGUGUGCAAACGCCCCGUCUGUCACUUGUGUAAACUCGGAGGCUCUCAUGCCAACCACAAAGUCACCUCCAUGAGCAGCGCUUACAAGAUCCUCAAGGAAAAGCUGGCGAAGAGUAUCCAUUACCUCAUCAGUAAAGAGGACCAGGUCCGAGCUCAGAUUACUGAUCUGGAGACUCUGAUCAAUCAGACUGAGGAGAAUGGUCAGUUGGCAGAGCGCACAGCCAAUGAGCACUUUGACCGUUUAUUUGAGACUCUGCAGGAAAGAAAGUCAGAGAUGCUCCGGUCAAUCGAACAGUCCCGCAGCCGCCGCCUUGACCAUCUCAAGGGACAGGUGGAUGAGUACCAGGGCAUGUUGGAGAACAGUGGUCUGGUGGGAUAUGCUCAAGAAGUGCUCAAGGAAACGGACCAGUCUUGUUUUGUACAGACUGCAAAGCAACUACACGUUAGAAUUCAAAAGGCCACAGAGUCUCUGCGCACCUUCCACCCAGCAGCUGAUCCGUGCUUUGAUGAGUUUGUGCUGGACACGUCACGAGAGGAGACGCUGCUCAAGGAGAUGUGCUUCGGUGGAGUUCCAGACCCUCCUCUGAUCGACCUGCCCAAUAGUCGAGUCUACAACGAAGCUUCCAUUCACUGGAGACUUUCUGAAGAUAGUUUACCCACAGAUCAUCAUGUACUUGAGUAUCGCAGACUUGGAGGUCAGAGUCCAUCUCCCUCUCAGGCGGAUGGGGAGGACAGUGGUCUGUGGAAGCCCACCGAGCGAGUUUAUGGUGCCAGUGCCCAGGUCUCAGACCUGGAGCCUGACAGCCUGUACUCCUUCAGGGUUCGCAGCUGCAGAAACUCAAUGUUCAGCCCCUACAGCCCAGAGGUCUCCUUCCACACCCCACCUGCACCAGCGUUUGGGUUCCUCUUUAAUGAUAAGUGUGGCUUCAGCACGGAGCGCCUGGUUCUGAACAAGAGGAGGGAUACUGUGGAGAGUGUGGCAGGAAUGGGCUUCCUCCUGGCUGCAGAUCGGGUCCAGACCGGCAGCUAUAUUGGACUGGACUACAUCAUUGGAGACACUGGCAUCUCUCAGGGAAGACACUUCUGGGCCUUUAAAGUGGAGCCGUAUUCCUUCAUGGUUAAAGUCGGUGUGGCAUCUGACUCAAAGCUACUGGAAUGGUUUCAUAAUCCUCGAGAUACCAGCAGUCCAAGGUACGAUCAUGACAGUGGACAUGACAGCGGCAGUGAGGACACCUGCUAUGAGUCGUCCCAGCCCUUCACUCUGCUCACUCUGGGAAUGGGCAAAAUCUUCAUACCCAAAGCCUCCUCUUCCUCUGCGAGCUCUGUGAAUGCUGUUGGGGACCAUGGCAGCCGGAUUCUGCCCAUGCCGCACCGCAUGGGGGUCUGCAUAGAUUAUGACACUUCCAGAGUUUACUUUUUUGAUGCCGACUCGAUGAGAUGUCUUUAUGAGCGGCAAGUAGACUGUUCUGUAUUAGGCAGAUUUACCUCUUUCUCCGCUGGUUUCUCUGUGGAGACACGGCAAAAGGAGUGCGCUGCGCUUCGGAUCAGCUUCCUGAUGGGUGAAUCCGGCCGGCGCUCCACGCUCGUGUCGCGGCUGCCCAUCUUCAGACGCAGCAGCAGUAAACGGCAGGACUCUCUCCCCUCGUCUCCGUCCUCUGGGGGUCUUGGGAAUGGAGUCCACACCUCCUCCCCCUCCAGCACCAACUCCAGCUCGGGCAGCACUGGCAAGCGACGCAGCCUCUUCCGCACCCCUUCCCUCGGCUUUUCAUCCAAAAAGAACUCUGACCCUCGAGAUCAGAACUUAAACCUCACCUCUGCUCCGUCCGUGGCAGCAGACACCAAUGGGAACAGCCAGAGCAAUGUCCCCACGUCGGUGUCCUCGUCAGGGUUCAGUGAGGGGGGUGGCAGGUCCAAAAACCGUCACUCGUUUGGGUUUGGCAGUCACAGGCAAAAGAAGAUCACACGCUCACAAACAGAAGAUUUUGACAAGGCUUCCUCCUCAUCCUCAUCAACAGGAAACCGAAAUGUAUUCAUCAAUUGCAUCAGUGGCUCUGGAGUGAACGAGGGCGACGACUCAGGCUUCAUGGACGACUACAGCGGCGCCAGUAACAACAACAAGCGCUCCUCACGUCAGAAGAAACAACUCCUGCCCAAGUCCUUCUCCUCUCACCAUCGCUUCUCCAGGACCACAGACCACCACCGACCCCCAGAGGUGACUCUGGAGGCCACCAACUCCAUCACUCUCACCCCAGGGUCCUGGCCUGGGGAGCUGACGUGUGCCGGUGGGGAGAGCUCGCUUCAGUCGCCCAUAAUUUCAGAAGACCGAACCACAGCUAUCACCCCUUCAGAGUUCCACCCGAUCACGGAGGAUUCUGUGUCUGAUUCUGUGGAUGCUCUGCCUACACCAAGCCCCGUGCCAGCACUGCCCCCCACACCUGAACCCAUCUCUGGGCCAGACGCCAAUGAUCCUGCCCCUGACCCUCCACCUGCUCCAGAGAACAAUAAUACAGCCACCUCCAUCUCUCAAGUUUUCUUUAGUCCUGUCCAAUCAAGCGCUGAGAAGCCUUUACCUGCAGACACCAGCACGGCCAACAACACUGACUAUGAGACGGCUGUGUCUCUGUCUGAGCCGGAGACCGCAGUUCUCUGUCUGCCUCUGAAAGAACAGACACCGGAGGAAAGAAGAGAAAGGGAGGAGGAGAGGAAGGAGGCGAGGGAGGAGGUCUCAGUGGAGGAGCAGAAAGAAGUGAGAGGCAAGAGAGUGGCUUACAACACGGAGACCAGUGACAGUGAUCUGUGUGUGGUCCGGAGUGAAGGAUCCGUCCCGGAGCGGAGGACUAGGACCACGCGAUCGUUUCAGGAGCCCAGAGGAAGCUUCUGUGGCUGCCACGAAACCAGGCAGGCCCACCUCAGGAAGCCUCAUGCAGGUUCUGUGUGCAGCAGCGUGAGCCCAUUCCAUGGCGUGAUGAGGCUGGAGAGACGGCUGCGCUCGUCCUCUGAAGGUGCGGGGGGGCCUCAUAUCCAGGGAAACGUACGGGACAUCAAUGGCCUGGAUGGAUGUGGGCUGGUCAAACACAGGCACAACUCCUCCUCAUCCAAACUGGGGAGUCUGGACGUUCUCAACAACCUUGGCUCGUCAGAGCUUGACGAGGAUGAUUUGAUGUUGGACUUGGAGCUGUCGGAUGAUCAGAGGCAUCGACAUGUAUCCCGGGAAAACUCCAGUCAGUCGUUGGCCUCGUGCCUGAACCUGCUGCACUCGCCCCUGGAUCCGUCUGGAGAGCGCAUCUUGGGCAGGGAGCACAGCCACAGGGAAUCCAGCCGACCCACCAGCCUGCUGCCCGCUGUGGGGAGAGAAGAUGAGCCUCUAGCCCCAGGGAUGGAGACUCUGCAACUGAGACUGAUGCAGCAGGACUGCACUGCUGUCAAAACGCUGCUGCUACGACUCAAGCGAACGCUACAGGAGAGCACAGAGAACAGUCCUGCCAGCAGUCUCCAGUCUCUUCCAAUCAGCCCCUGUAGUGAGAAGUCCCUUCCCUUUAAGGAUCCCAGCAGAGAGGAGGCCUUAUUGCAGCAGUUGAAGGAGAAGGACGAGCUGAUUCUAAAACUCCAGGCUGAAUUGGAGAGUGCCAGAUCUGCCCUGAAGAUGAAAGACAGCCAAAUGAGCGACCGAACAACGCAGACAGAACACGCAGGGCCAGAGGGCGUCAAGGCGCAUGGGAGUGCCAUUAUGUCGUCAAGGAGACAGCUGAGUGAGUGUCUGUUCUGCUCUCACCUGAACGUGACGUGUUAG